Tachysurus vachellii is the source of this 5547-nucleotide messenger RNA. RefSeq lists its product as uncharacterized. The record is from RefSeq and is a predicted model, not a curated record. The transcript is spliced from 17 exons. Bases 149 to 1255 code for a protein of 368 amino acids. NCBI's taxonomy places the organism in Eukaryota, Metazoa, Chordata, Actinopteri, Siluriformes, Bagridae.
CUCCGGUUGAGUGUUCCCUGUCAUCCAGUGUGGAGGUUCCCUCAGAAAUACUAAAUCCUCAAGAGGAAUUUGAGAAAAAUAUGGAGAGGCUCUCAAAUAUUUUGGCAUCAUGUCUUUCUGCUGAGUCUCAAAGAAGCUCUGCUUCAUCAUGGUCUUUUCGGAAGCAGAAAGCCUCAGAGCGCUGGAAAGAGGUGCAGAGUGUCUUCCUGAGGAUUGGUUCUGUGGGGACUGUGAUGUAUUGCAUCACAAAAAACAGCCACUCCACAACAGGGAAAGUGUGAUUCAUGGGUUUUUUGAAGCCAUUCCUCCAACCUCAUGCAUCAUUAAAGGAGAAGGUGGAUAUUGCACCCAUGAGCAAGCUUGCAUUUUGUCAACUGUGAAGGUGCCAGACUGCUCCUGUGAAGGCACAAGCUUCACUGUAUUACCAGGCAAACCAGUGAUUUUGAUUACCAUCAAUGGGCGUUUUGACUUGCAUCAGCCACUAUAUGAAUGUCAAACAUGCCAGCAGCAGUGGACUCCUGAUUUGAAGGACCUCCUUAGGAGUGGAUAUUGGCCAGCCUCUGUCAGCAAUUCAACGCUAUAUACACUGGACCUCCUGAGCUCCUUUCAGGAGCUCAAGGUCAUCGCUCCAGGAUUCUCCAGACAAGCCUUUGCAAAGCUGCUGGAGCAUCGGACUAAGUGUGGAGGAAGAAAUGGACAUAUCAACAGCGAUGCACUGCAGCGGAGCUUUUUGGAGUUUUCCUACGCUUCUUUUGAAGAAGACCAGCUCUGCUGUAGUGCACCUUUCACCUGCCCAGCCUGCACGCCGGAAAUGUUGGCUGUUUCCGCCGAUGGGAACAGAAAGCUAUAUCGCUUUCACCGAAACACAAGCUCUGAUGAUCCUAGUUUUUUUGAAGGGCUCUUUGUGGCUGAAGACAGUGUGGUGUCUACAUUUGUUGACACCAUACAGAAAGCAGUGAGAAAUACACAGGGAAGAGGCGCAUGUGGGGACUCCCAGUGGACAGCAGCGAGGGAGACGUCAAGGAAGGCUUCCAAAUUGGAUGAAGAGGGGAUGGAGGUUGCUGUGUGUCGCCAUGGGUUUCUUCUGAAGGCCCUUAAUAUGUACAGAGGGGAGAUAUAUACCCCCUGUAUCUUCAAAAGGAGCUUAUGCCAGCCAAGGCAAAAUUCUUUGCUAUGGAUGUGGCUUGCAAAUAUUGGCCAUACUUGGAGAAAGCUGCUCGAGUCCUUCCUGCCCUUCAGGAGCUCAAUGAAAUGAAACCCUUCCUCAGCAUAAUGCAUGCUCGAGCCCAUGCUACAAAGUGUGAGAUUAAAUGGAGCGGUAGGAACCAGGAAGGAGCAGGAACAACAGCCGGAGAGGAGGUGGAGCAAGUGAACAGCUACCUGUCACGUUGUGCCCUGACUACCAAAUAUAUGUCCAAAGCAGCACGGGUGGACAUGGUUACUUUGCACGCAGUGGGGUGGAACCACAAAAAUAGUCUCUCUACAUCAGGCACUUUCCACAAGAUAUGUGAAGACUUGUCAGAGACUCCAGGAUGAGACUGCAAGGCUAGAUGAACUCAAAACAGAGCUAUACUGCACUGAAUUGGUGUCACAGUGGCUCUCUGAUGUGAAGGAAUGGGCAGCUGAUGAGACACCAGAUACAUCUUAUGCCAGUCAAGGCACCACACACAGAGGACUUCAGCAGUCAAUUGAGGGGCUUUACCUUAGUGUGAGCCAGCGGAAGCAAACCCUCUACCGCCAGAAUGACAGCAGCAAGUUUCGCCACCGCCUUCGAAGGAAGCUGGCAGAAGACAAAAAGCUCCUCCUUCAGGAGAUCCAGAAAUACAAUGGUCUUGUACAAGACUGCCACAAACAUAGAUGUAGCUACUGUGGAGUAUUCCCUUAAUGGAGAGAGCAAUGUGUCUCAAAUAUGGCCAUGGGAGGUUCAUAUUUUUUUAUUAUGCAUCAACUUGAAAAGGUGCAUCCAUCCAUCUUCUACCGCUUAUCCGGGGCCGGGUCGCGGGGGCAGCAGUCCAAGCAAGGACACCCAGACUUCCCUCUCCCCAGACACUUCCUCCAGCUCCUCCGGGGGAAUACCGAGGCGUUCCCAGGCCAGCCGAGAGACAUAGUCCCUCCAGCGUGUCCUAGGUCUUCCCCGGGGCCUCCUCCCGGUUGGACAUGCCCGGAACACCUCCCCCGGGAGGCGUCCAGGAGGCAUCCGGAACAGAUGCCCGAGCCACCUCAGCUGACUCCUCUCGAUGUGGAGGAGCAGCGGCUCUACUCUGAGCUCCUCCCGAGUUACCGAGCUCCUCACCCUAUCUCUAAGGGAGCGCCCAGCCACCCUGCGGAGGAAACUCAUUUCGGCCGCCUGUAUCCGAGAUCUUGUCCUUUCGGUCAUGACCCAAAGCUCAUGACCAUAGGUGAGGAUCGACUGGUAAGAUCGACUGGUAAAUAGAGAGCUUCGCCUUGCGGCUCAGCUCUUUCUUCACCACAACAGACCGGUAUAUCGACCGCAUCACUGCAGAAGAUGCACCGAUCCGCCUGUCGAUCUCCCGCUCCAUCCUUCCCUCACUCGUGAACAAGACCCCAAGAUACUUAAACUCCUCCACUUGAGGCAGGAGCUUUCCACCAACCUGAAGGGGACAAGCCACCCUUUUCCGGCUGAGAACCAUGUCCUCAGACUUGGAGGUGCUGAUUCUCAUCCCUGCCGCUUCACACUCGGCUGCAAACCGUCCCAGUGCACGCUGGAGGUCCUGAUUUGAGGAAGCCAACAGGACAACAUAAUCUGCAAAAAGCAGAGACGAAAUCCCGUGGUCCCCAAACCGGACACCCUCCGGCCCCCAACUGCGCCUAGAAAUCCUGUCCAUAUAAAUAAUGAACAGAACCGGUGACAAAGGGCAGCCCUGCCGGAGUCCAACAUGCACCGGGAACAAGUCUGACUUACUGCCGGCAAUGCGAACCAAACUCCUGCUCCGGUCAUAUAGGGACCGGACAGCCCUUAGCAGAGGGCCCCGGACCCCAUACUCCCAGAGCACCCCCCACAGAUCACCACGAGGGACACAGUCGAAUGCCUUCUCCAGAGCCACAAAGCACAUGUGGACUGGUUGGGCAAACUCCCAUGAACCCUCCAGCAACCUGGUGAGGGUGUAGAGAUGGUCCAGUGUUCCACGACCGGGACGAAACCCGCAUUGUUCCUCCUGAAUCCGAGGUUCAACUAUCGGCCGAAUUCUCCUCUCCAGUACCCUGGCAUAGACUUUUCCGGGGAGGCUGAGGAGUGUGAUCCCCCUGUAGUUGGAACACACCCUCCGGUCCCCCUUCUUAAACAGAGGGACCACCACCCCAGUCUGCCAGUCCAGAGGCACUGUCCCCAGCCGCCACGCGAUGUUGCAGAGGCGUGUCACCCAAGACAGCCCCACAACAUCCAGAGACUUGAGGUACUCAGGGCGAAUCUCAUCCACCCCCGGUGCCUUGCCACUGAGGAGCUUCUCAACCACCUCAGUGACCUCAGCUUGGGGGAUCGAUGAGUCCUCAACUGAGCCCUCUGCUUCUGCUUCCUCAGUGGAAGACAUGUCGGUGGGGUUGAGGAGAUCCUUGAAGUACUCCUUCCACCGUCCGAGAAUGUCCCCAGUCGAAGUCAGCAGUUUCCCACUUCCACUGUAAACAGUGUGAGCAGGGCACUGCUUCCCCCUCCUGAGGCGCCGGACGGUUUGCCAGAAUUUCUUCGAGGCCAACCGAUAGUCCUUCUCCAUGGCCUCACCGAACUCCUCCCAGACCCGAGUUUUUGCCUCUGCAACCACCCGGGCUGAAGCUCGCUUGGCCCUCCGGUACCUAUCAGCUGCCUCCGGAGUCCCCCGAGCCAACCAGGCUCGAUAGGACUCCUUCUUCAGCUUGACGGCAUCCCUUACUUCCGGUGUCCACCACCGGGUUCGGGGAUUGCCGCCACGACAGGCACCGGAGACCUUACGGCCACAGCUCCGCGCGGCUGCGUCGACAAUGGAGGUGGAGAACAUGGUCCACUUGAAGCUCUGCCGGAGGUGGGAGUUGAAGAUCUCUCUGACCGGAGACUCUGCCAAACGUUCCCAGCGGACCCUCACAGUACGUUUGGGUCUGCCAAGUCUGUCCAACUUCCUCCCCGGCCAUCGGAUCCAACUCACCACCAGGUGGUGAUCAGUUGACAGCUCCGCCCCUCUCUUUACCCGAGUGUCCAAGACAUACGGCCGGAGGUCAGAUGAAACAACCACAAAGUCGAUCAUCAACCUCCGACCUAGGGUGUCCUGAUGCCAUGUGUACUGAUGGACACCCUUAUGCUUGAACAUGGUGUUUGUUAUGGACAAACUGUGACUAGCACAGAAGUCCAAUAACAGAACACCACUCGGGUUCAGGUCGGGGGGGGCCGUUCCUCCCAAUCACGCCCCUCCAGGUGUCACUGUCGCUGCCCACAUGAGCGUUGAAGUCCCCCAGUAGAACGACGGAGUCCCCGGUCGGAGCACUUUCCAGCACCCCUCCCAGAGACGCCAAGAAGGUCGGGUACUCUACACUGCCAUUUGGCCCGUAAGCACAAAUAACAGUGAGAGACCUCUCCCCGACCCGAAGGCGCAGGGAAACGCCCCUCCUUGUCCUGGGAGACGGGCCAGACAAAGAGCGGUUCAAAACCCCUUUAUGAAGAGAAAUAUAGCAAGGUCCGUGACGUCGCCCGGUAUGGCGCAACCGGGGCCCCACCCUGGAGCCAGGCCCGGGGUUGGGGCUCGCAUGCGAGCGCCUGGUGGCCGGGUCUUACCCCAUGGAUUGGGUGGCAGUCGAAGGCGGGAGCCUCGGCGACCCAAUCUCCGGACACGGAAUCUGAAAAGCCAACAUUUCAAUCAAGAAGCAAUUGCAUGACCAAGUGAUGUUGGAGAUGCGACUGCAAGAGGAAAAAAGCAUUUUGGUUUUGGAGAUGGCACAACACUGCACAUGGUUGCAGAGCCUGGCAGUGGUUCUCAAGAACAAGAUGACUGAGGAGGAUGUAGACAAGGGAAAUGAGGGACUUUGCUGUCUCUUAAGAAGACGACUGUCAGAGGUGUCAGAACGGUUGCAAGUUGUCCUCCAACAGUACAAGACUGCUUUAGGUCCUGAGGCCUCUGUCCUUCUACAUGUUGAAGCAGAAGAUCCAAGUGGCUUCAGUAGUCCAGACACCAGUGAGGAUGAAGAGGAAAACACAGUUUAGAUGGAAGAUACACAAAGGACUGUGUUGAAGGAAAUGGACUCACCCUAUAUCUGUAUAUUAUUAGUAUGCUGAUUGAUUAAACACAUCAAAAUAUGUAUGCAUCCUAUAUUGUUGAAAAGUCUACCUUUGUUGACAAUUUAUCUGUCACUGUCUUUUUUUUGUCCUUACAAGCACAUUGUACAUUGGUACAGCAGAUUUAGCUAAUACAUUAAGUACUUGUAUAAUGCAUUAGAUUGUAUGUAACAGAAAAAUACACUGUUUUGUAUGCUAUGAUUAUACUUUAUAUUGUAUAUUACUUGUUUCCCUGUUGGUGCUUUUCAAGUUACCUUAACCUCGGUCCAGUGUCAUUAAAUACAACCUUAUGA